Molecule: messenger RNA, 1613 nt
Organism: Nomascus leucogenys (northern white-cheeked gibbon)
Lineage: Eukaryota; Metazoa; Chordata; Mammalia; Primates; Hylobatidae
Gene: ZNF691
Product: zinc finger protein 691
Biological process (GO): regulation of transcription by RNA polymerase II
Molecular function (GO): DNA-binding transcription factor activity; RNA polymerase II cis-regulatory region sequence-specific DNA binding
Source: RefSeq, a predicted model, not a curated record
AUCCUCCCUGGGUUCCGGCUCCGGCUCCAGCUCCUUCCCUCGCCUACAGAGGCGGCGCUGUCCCUGACCGAGCGGCGGGAGCGAGGGUUCAGAGAUGGGCAGUGAGAAGGAGCAGAGUCCAGAACCACACCUGCCUGAGGAAGGGGAAGGGGGUAAGCCUUGGAGAGUGGAUGACUCAGAGGGUUCUUGGAUCUCACCUGGGGAGAAGGAGCAUGGGCAAGAGAGCCUGUCGGAUGAACUGCAAGAAACUCAUCCAAAAAAGCCAUGGCAGAAAGUCACUGUCCCGGCUCGAGAGCUAGGGGACCCCAUUGCUCAUCCAAGGCAUGAGGCAGAUGAGAAGCCCUUUAUAUGUGCCCAGUGUGGCAAAACCUUCAAUAAUACCUCCAACCUGAGAGCACACCAGCGGAUCCACACUGGUGAGAAGCCUUACAAGUGUUCUGAAUGUGGCAAGAGCUUCUCGAGAAGCUCCAACCGCAUCCGGCACGAGCGGAUCCACCUGGAAGAGAAACACUACAAAUGCCCCAAGUGUCAGGAGAGCUUUCGGCGGCACUCAGACCUCACCACGCACCAGCAAGAUCACCUAGGCAAGCGGCCAUACCGCUGUGACAUCUGUGGCAAGAGCUUCAGCCAGAGCGCCACGCUAGCUGUGCAUCACCGGACCCACCUGGAGCCGGCACCCUACAUUUGCUGUGAGUGUGGGAAGAGCUUCAGCAACAGCUCCAGCUUUGGCGUGCAUCACCGCACCCACACAGGUGAGAGACCUUAUGAGUGCACUGAGUGUGGGCGGACCUUCAGUGAUAUCUCCAACUUUGGAGCACAUCAGCGGACCCACAGAGGGGAGAAGCCCUACCGGUGCACUGUGUGUGGGAAACACUUCUCCCGGAGCUCGAAUCUCAUCCGCCACCAGAAAACUCACUUGGGCGAGCAGGCUGGGAAAGAUUCCAGCUGAAGGAGAGCCCCAUUUAGAGUGAGGGAGAGCGAGCGAGAGACCCUAACCUAUUGGAGAAAGAUCUUUAGCAUCUUUUGCUGCUACCUUGACCUCGAGCCCUUCAUCCCGCUUUGGAGAAUGGUUUUGUAUUGCCUCUGAAGUCAGGAUCUCAGGAAGUCCUGAGAAGGGACUCUGGAGUAAAAACCCUUGCCUCUCUCCAGGCCAAUUUCUCAUGUUGGAAAGUCAGAGGACCCAGUCUUGGCUUCACUUUCUUGGGGUGAAAAAGAAAUAGGGUAGGCUCAGAACAUGCUCAUGUCAUUAAGGCGGCAGUCCCCCUGGCCUUUGAGGAAGUACCUAUGAGAUGGGUGUCACUGUCUGAAGGUUCUCCAAAUUGUCUGUGAACUGCUUAGGUAGGAGUGCACUGCAGUGUCCUGCUAGUUCCCACCUGUUGUGCCCCAACUUUGCUUCUAGAUCUCUAGGCUGGGAGGAGUGACCUUGUCAAUGGAAGAGGCCUCCUUGGUCUGGAGAAGAGAUCUGAGGUCCCGCCUUAGAAAUGAAAGGGAAACCCUCAGGGAGCCAUGACCCAGGGACCUUCACACUCCCCCAUGUUUGUUACUUGUUAUCCCUCCCCCAACCUGCCUCUGUUUUCCCCAGAGUGAUUAGCAGUAAAACCCUUCAAUGAAAA